AAACUUUACACUUGGCCCAAUGCAGUCAGGCAAAGAACACAUUUCCACUGCUCUAGAGUCCAGUUACCACUGCAUCCAACGCUUUGCAUUGCACUUGGUGAUGUAAGGCUUGGAUGCAGCUGCUCAGCCAUGGAAACCCAUUCCAUGAAGCUCUAUAUGCACUGUUGUUAUGCUAAUCUGAAGGCCACACAACGUUUGGAGGUCUUUAGCUAUUGACUCUGCAGACAGUUGGCAACUUCUGUGCACUGUCACUUCAGCAUGCGCUGACCCCGCUCUGUCAUAUUGCGUGGCCUACCACUUCGUGGCUGAGUUGCUGUUGUUCCCAGUUUCUUCCACUUUGUUAUAAAACCACUAACAGUUGACCGUGGAAUAUUUAGUAGCAAGGAAAUUUCACGGAUGGAUUUAUUGCAUAGGUGGCAACCUAUCAUGGUACCACUUUUGAAUUCACUGAGCUCUUGAGAGUGACCCAUUCUUUCACAAAUGUUUGUAGAAGCGGUCUGCAUGCCUAGGUGCUUGAU
This is a messenger RNA of Staurois parvus, 518 nucleotides long. Lineage: Eukaryota; Metazoa; Chordata; Amphibia; Anura; Ranidae. The record is from the annotation of a GenBank genome assembly.